AUGGCUUGCGUUCAUCUUGAUUCCCCAGAGCUUCGUGCCCCGCGGAUCAACCAACCAGUCUAUCGAGAAGAUUGCACGCAGUGUUUUGACUCAAUUGAUGACCCAUCUGGCUUGGAUGUGUGUCUUUUCUGUUUCAAUGGGGGUUGCACUGGGGAUAGAAAUCACUCUAGCAUCCACCAUAAACGGUCCGGACAUCCAUUGGUAUUGAAUAUAAAGAGAACCAGGAAGAUAGUACAGCGAGAUGAGCCUCCCCUUAAGAUGUCAAAGCUAGCGAUCACUGCGGAAACAGAAGAAGAUCGCUAUGAUACCACCACAACGGUCAACUGUCAUUCUUGUCAAGUUAGUGAUAUUGACAAGUCUGCCGGAAAUCUCCCUUCCGUUGUUGACGGUGUAAUGAAGGCACUCACAUUUUCUCGUCAGGAGGAAGUGAAGGCGUGGGAGCAGGAAUAUUCCCCUUGCCAGCAUGUGCUGUCGCUGGUGCAGCAUGGCUCAAUCCAGGAAAAUUCCAAUGAUUUUUCUAAGUGCGCCUCGUGCAACUUAAAAGAGAACCUAUGGUUGUGCCUCGAGUGUGGUAAUCUUGGAUGUGGCCGAAGCCAGUUUGGCGGUGUGGGUGGUAAUUCCCACGGACUUGCUCAUGCGGAUAGUUCUUCCCAUGGCGUCGCUGUAAAGCUUGGUUCUAUUACACCCGAAGGCUCUGCGGAUGUUUUCUGUUACAAAUGUAAUGACGAGAUAAUCGAUCCAAACCUUGCCACACACCUUGCGCACUGGGGGAUAAACAUUGCUGAGCGACAAAAAACCGAGCAAAGCCUUGUUGAAAUGCAGAUUGAACAAAAUCUUAAAUGGGAUUUUUCAAUGACUGGUCAGGAUGGGCAUGAGUCGAAACCCCUUUUUGGAAAGGGACUUACUGGACUCAAGAAUUUAGGAAACAGCUGUUAUAUUUCCAGCGCUGUUCAGUGUCUUUUCUCGUUACCUGAGUUUAAGGAGCGGUAUUUCCAAUCCAUGACAGAACCACCACCUGCCGCUGCACCUGCCGAAGACCUAGAAACUCAAUUGCGAAAACUCAGUGAUGGUAUUCACUCUGGCCGCUAUUCAUUUCCCGACCCAGAUGUUGCGAUUUCGGCCCAUUCUGCAGACGUUGUCUAUCAAAAAGGACUUGCACCUGCAAUGUUCAAACAUUUGGUUGGCCGUGAUCACGAGGAAUUUUCAACUAUGCGCCAACAAGAUGCAUUUGAAUUUCUUCUGCAUCUCUUCAAACUCAUUACUCGUUCAAAACACUCAGAUGGCCUCCAAGAUCCAGUGGGCUCGUUUCGAUUUGCACUUGAGCAGCGCUUACAAUGCCUAGUAUGCAAAAAGGUCCGAUACACAGUAGAUGAACAGGAUAAUAUAUCAGUCCCUGUUCCCGCACGUCGUGUGAAACCUAGCAAUAGUGCAGUAGAUGGAACCGAAGAUCGGAGUUCCUCAGAUAAACCGGAGUUCGAGACGGUUACUCUGAAGGAGUGCUUGGGCAUUUUUACAGGGGAAGAGAUUGUUGAACUAACAUGUCCGGCAUGUGGCAGCAAUGAUGGCUUCCUCAAACGAUCGCGCUUUAAGACUUUUCCGAGGAAUUUAGCUAUUAACGUUCGCCGUUUCAGUCUAGUUAACUGGGUGCCAACAAAACUUAAUAUCCCUGUUGAGGUUGAUGAUAAACCGGUUGACUUAAGCCCGUACAUGUCCCCCGGGUUUCAGGAAGGUGAAGAACAAUUGCCAGACAAUCCUCCAAGUGAGCCAACGGCGUUUGCUCCAAAUCAAGCUGCACUUAAUCAGCUCCUAGCGAUGGGUUUCCCAGAUGUUCGGUGCAAGAAGGCUCUUCAUGCAACGGGAAACUCUGAUGCAGAGGCCGCCAUGACUUGGUUAUUUGCCCAUAUGGAAGAUCCAGAUAUUGAUGUUCCUGUAGAACUUACCACCGGCAAUGCUACCUCUGUCGAUCACCCAAUGGAUGACCCAGACAAAAUCGCUCAGCUAAAUGAAAUGGGAAUUGACUCUGCCAAGGCCCGUAAGGCUCUUAGAGAAACGGAUGGGAAUGUUAUGAGAGCUGUCGAUUGGGUCUUCAGCCACCCUGAUGAUUUUGGGGCGGUUGAGACCCCACCUGGUGACGCAGCCUCCAAAGAACCUCCGGGGUCUAAAUAUUUGCCAGCUGAGUUUCAGUUACAAUCCAUUAUCUGCCAUAAAGGAGCCUCAGUUCAUGCCGGACACUAUGUUGCCUUUGUACGAAAGCUGCUUCCGGGAUCGGAAACGCCACAGUGGGUUCUUUUCAACGAUGAGAAGGUUGUUGAGGCAAGCGACGUUGAGGAGAUGAAGCAGUUCGCAUAUGUAUACAUUUUUAGACGAUUAUAG
Paracoccidioides brasiliensis Pb18 is the source of this 2373-nucleotide messenger RNA. Its product is annotated as ubiquitin-specific protease UBP14. Gene Ontology annotation, biological process: protein deubiquitination. Bases 1 to 2373 code for a protein of 790 amino acids. Gene Ontology annotation, molecular function: zinc ion binding; cysteine-type deubiquitinase activity; protein binding. The record is from RefSeq and is a predicted model, not a curated record. The transcript is spliced from 6 exons.